GAGGGGCCGUGGCGCCGCGUGAGUCCCCACUGGGUCCGCAAAGCCAUCUUGGCAUUGUUCUGCCCGCACGCUCUGCCCGCGCCCCGCCAUGUCCGACACGGCCGUGGACACCAGCGCCGAGAUCUGCGCCAAGGAUCUAAAAGAGAAGAAGGAAGUUGUUGAGGAAACAGAAAAUGGCAGAGAUGCCCCGGCCAACGGCAACGCUGAGAACGAGGAAAAUGGAGAGCAGGAGGCUGAUAACGAAGUAGAUGAAGAGGAAGAGGAAGGUGGUGAGGAAGAAGACGAGGAGGAAGAGGGUGAUGGUGAGGAAGAGGAUGGUGAUGAAGACGAUGAAGCUGAGGGAGCCACAGGCAAACGGGCAGCUGAGGAUGACGAGGACGACGACGUCGAUCCCAAGAAGCAGAAAACCGAUGAAGACGACUAGGCAGCAAAAUUAUAAUUAUUUUUUUUAAAUAAGGAGGAAAAAAACAAAAACAAACCAACAAAAAAAGGCCAGCGCGUCCUCUGCACCCCUGGGACCCCCCAGCCCUCACCUCCCACCCUCCCUACACACACAGCCCCUUCCUCCCCCCCCUCCGCCGUGGUCAUCCUCACCAAGUAGAGUGAUCCCCAUCCCACCCCCCCGUUGCGGCGCUGCCACUCAACGAGCAUAGAAACGAUUCGCCCGUUCACGGGGGAGAGAGAAAAAACCCCCUUAAAAACCCCAACCCCACCCCAUUAUAUCCCCCACAGACCCCCAUCCCGCCCCCCUCCCCAAGCACCAAAACUUCAAGGCCCUGCUUUCUUUCUUAAAAGUACUUUAAAGGAGAAUUUGUUUGUAUUUUUUAUUUACAUUUUAUAUUUUUGUACAUAUUGUUAGGAGGUCCGCCAUUUUUAAGUGAUCUCGGCUUGACCAAAAGGGGGGCUUUGAAGUGUAUAUCUCUUGUUAACCUUUAUCUUUCUUGACUUUACUCCGUGGUGUGACCAGGCCCAAAAACAAAACCAUUAUCUCAAAAAAAAAAAAGAGAAUAAAAAAAAAGAAAAAAAAACCCUUGUAAAAAAAAGAAAAAAAAAGACAAAAAAUGCAAAAAAAAAUAAGAAAAAAAGAAAAAAAAAACCUUACAAUCUUAUUCUGAGCAUUCCAGUAACUUUUUUUUGUGUAUGUACUUUAGCUGUACCAUAGGUUGUGGUUUGUAUGAGGUGGCAAAGGCCAAAGAGACACAAAAAAAGGGGGGUUUUCUUUUGUUUAUUAUUAUUUUUUUUCCUGUCCACGAAGUUGUUUUGAUUAUUUUGGGGUUUUUUUUUUGUUUUUUUUUUUUUUUUUUUAUUUUUUUUUUCUCUCUUUUUUUUUCAUUUUGGCCUGUUUGCUGUAUGUGUGAAACGAUGUUGUCCAACAAUAAACGGGAUUUUAUUUUGCUGAGUUGUCCUAACCCGGCUGCCUCCCAAAACGCU
Molecule: messenger RNA, 1431 nt
Organism: Coturnix japonica (Japanese quail)
Lineage: Eukaryota; Metazoa; Chordata; Aves; Galliformes; Phasianidae
Source: RefSeq, a predicted model, not a curated record